Molecule: messenger RNA, 1734 nt
Organism: Ziziphus jujuba (common jujube)
Lineage: Eukaryota; Viridiplantae; Streptophyta; Magnoliopsida; Rosales; Rhamnaceae
Product: zinc-regulated protein 8
Exons: 3
Coding region: 758-1330 (190 amino acids)
Source: RefSeq, a predicted model, not a curated record
UAUCAGUCAGAUAAUGAUUAUAUAUAAAAGUUUUUUCCCUCAUUUAUAUUCUCUCUCUACUCAGUGCAAUGAUCCCCAAAACCCAGUAAGGGCAUUCAUAGGACAUAGGAGUAAAAGAAACAGAAAGGUUAAAAGAGUCACGGUAGAAAUAGUGCAUCAUCACCACCAAUGGCCUAUGAUCCACAUAUCUCAAUGCAGACUAGUAUCCCCCAAAGAAGUCCUUUUACUCUCUUAAGCACUCCCUUCUAGGCUUCCUUAAAAGAAGUUGUUGCUUCACAGCUGAGCCUGAUCAGCUUAUUUGGUGUGAAGUUGGGGAUAAGGUUACGGAAAUCAGUGAGGUUUUGGUCUGACCAAUCGUUCUUCUCCACCUUUCCCAAUCAAAACCCAGGCUUUUCAGAGCUUUUAGAAAAAUUAAAUAUCAAAAAUCAAAAAUACCCACAAAUGUUGUUAUUAUUAUAAUGUUAUAUAUUUUGCCUCGUAUCACACUAGUGACAGUUUGCUAUAGGUGGGAAAAUAUGCUCUGAUUAGACCUGCUUUCUGGGUUUUUGCUUAAUGCCUCGAUCAAUACCUCCAAAUUCUUUUCAUUAUCCAUCUUCUUCUUUCUUUUCCUUCUCUAGCUGACCCUAUAUUUUUCCUGUGGGCUGUUUUUGUAAGACAUCCACCUUGACAGUGACCAUUUCCAUCCAGAGUACCAUGCUGAGGCCCCCUAGAUAUCUGUGAUCUUGUUUGGAGGUAUUGAGGCCAAGGAGAACUCCAUAUGAUGAACAAAAGAAGCGGCUUUGGUGGCACAUCAAUGAGGGAUGAAGAUUUUGAAGAAGAAGAUGUUUGGGGUUUUGUCAAGGAGAGCAAAGACUCAAGUCCUAUAACAAGGAAGUCCAAAGAAUACUCCUCUACUUCUUCUUCUGCAUGGAGAAUCCAUUCUGCUCCAAGAAUGAUCCCAAGGGUUAAUACCCAAACAACCAUUGAAGCCAAGACUCAUGUUCAGCAAUCCUCAGCUCCGGUUGACAUUCCUGAUUGGUCAAAGAUUUAUGGUAAGAAUGCCAGGAAUAUUGGUUCAUGGGUUAAUAUUAAUGAUGAUCAUCAUGGAAAUUGUGCAGAUGAUCAUGGUGGUGUUGUCUAUGAGAAUGGUCAUGGUGAUAAUGAUGAUGAUGAUGAUGAUGAUGAUGAUGGUGAUGGUAUGGUUCCUCCACAUGAAUGGAUUGCUAGAAAGCUUGCAAGGAGUCAGAUUUCUUCUUUCUCUGUAUGUGAAGGUAUAGGAAGGACACUCAAAGGAAGAGAUCUUAGCAAAAUGAGGAAUGAUAUUUUGACAAAAACAGGUUUCUUAGAGUAAUAUUGUUUCAAUACACCACGCCCUCCAUGACCACCACCAUCAUCACCAAAGUCUGAUUGCCAGGGGUCCAUGUAAUUUUGUAUUUUUUUUUUUUUUGGCUGAUUAAUAUAUAUUUAUAUUGCUAGUUGUCACCAAUUUUAGUAAGUAGUUUUUAGUGUGUGGUAGUGGAGGGUAGUGGGAGGAGAAGUAAAAUGACUAGUCCCCUUUGCAAAAAGUCAGAGCUGUCCUUUUUCCUUUGCUGUUUUAGGAGGCAAAAAAAAAAAAAAAAAAAAAAGGGCUUGGCAGCCUCCAAGAUUUUGUCUGGUAUUCCAGUAGAAAUUGGUGUUUUUGGUAAACGGAAUGCACUUGUAAGCUGUAAGUUCGCAAGGGAAAAAUAUGAUGAAGGAUUAAUUAAUCUUCAUGGC